AUGACCGCUCACCUGACUCAUCAUUUCUAUCGAAGAGCGCAAGAUUCAAUUGUUUUAGACCGCCAUGGCCAAUUUACACACGUCCUCCCAUGGGCAGCGCAACGUGGUCUGAUCAAUACCAUCCACAAUCUCAUCGAAAGCUACAAAAGUGAUAUACCAUCAGAAUCGAAAGACAUAUCCCUCUGUUACGCUGCACAGGCUGGAAUGUACGAUGCUGUCAAAAUCUUGAUUGCCAAAGGUGUAUCUCCUUCAUCGAAGGCAAAGAUACCUCGAAGACAUAGUGCACGAAACUAUGCUGUUUACAAUGCUCUGCUUGGGCUUGGUACGGAAAUGGAAUUUUCCGAACCAUCAGAAAGAUAUAUGCCGAGACAAUUAAGGAGUGCACUACAACUCGCAAUUGAGAAUAACCACGACAAUAUUGUUCAUCUCCUUUUAGAAAGUGGUGCAGAUGCCUCUGCUGAAGUUGGAGCUGAAGUGGGGGCUCCCGAUACUGCCUUACAAACAGCAAUUCGGUCUAACAAUGAGAAAUUGGUACGGCUGCUUUUAGACCGUGAAAUCACGCAGCCAGAACUGAAAGCGCUCAACACCGCAUUCGAAAUGUUGGAAUUGCACACCGCAGUACGGCGUGGGGAUUGGGGUCAAGUGGCGUUAUCCUUUCGAAGGGGAUUUGAUUUGGAGGCAGUCACUGGGCCGACAGUAUCACGUUAUGCCCCUAUUCCGUCUAUAUGUUCAAUCAUCCCUCUUCUACUAGAAAAGGGUGCAGAUUGCAAUAUUCCUACUUCUCCGAAGUCUCUUUUCACACCACUCCAUUAUGCAGCACAAGGCGCUCAUGAGGAAUUUGUGAGGUUACUCCUGGUUAAUGGCGCUAAAGUUAUGGUCACAAAUUAUCUCGGCUACACACCCCUUCAUUAUGCAGCAAAUUCAAAGGAGAGUGUGGAAGUUGUGAGGUUGCUGCUAGAUAAAGGCGCUGAUGCAAAUUCCCGUAAUCUUGUAAGCUGGACACCCCUUCAUUGUGCAGCAUCAUGUGGGAGCAAAGAAGUUGUGAGGUUACUGUUGGACAAUGGUGCUGAUGUUAUGGCCAUAACGGGUUCCUUUGCAACGCCCCUUCAUGCAGGAACAGAAGGUGGGAGUGGAGAUAUUGUGAGGAUGCUAUUGGAACGGGGUGCCAAUGUGAUGGCUCGGGCUGGGCGCAACAACACACCCCUUCAUCAAGCAGCAAUAUAUCCCAUAAAUGUCGAUGUUAUAAGGGCGUUGUUAGAUUUCGGCGCCGAUAUCAUGGCAGUGAACUUCAAUGAAGAGACACCACUCCAUCAUGCUGUAAUGCAGGCUAAUAAUACAGAUGUUGUGAGGCUACUGUUGGAUAAUGGCGCUGAUGUGAUGGCGGUGGAUAUGGAUCACUGUACACCACUUCAUUUUGCAGCAGAAUUUAAGAAUGGAGAUUCCGCGAAGGUGCUGCUGGAUAACGGCGCUGAUUUGAUGGCGGCGGAUGUUAAUCACCGCACACCCCUUCAUCAUGCGGUAGAUUAUGAGGGUGAAAAAGUUAUGAUGAUUUUGCUAGAGAAGGGUGCUGAUGUGAUGGCGGUGGAUGAUCAUCAUGAGACACCCCUUCAUUAUGCAGCACGUGUUGGGGGUGAAAGAGUUGUGAGGAUGCUGUUGGAAAAGGGUGCCAGUGUGAGUGCCCGCGAUGAUGACGGCUGGACACCCCUUCAUCAUGCUAUAGCCAAAGGUGGAUUCGAGGCUUCAAAGGUUGUGAAGGCGCUGAUAGAAUAUGGUGCUGAUAUGGAGGCUGAAGAUAACAAUGGGUUAAGCCCCAUGGAUCGAGUAGAAGGUGGAAGACUUGAACGAAUUUUUCAACAGGGAUCAGAAUUUAGAGGGUUCACAACCGAUGAGAGUGGUGAAUCUGGGAUGGACUUUUCUGAUGAAUCAGAGUUGGAGUACUGGUAG
Penicillium taxi is the source of this 1944-nucleotide messenger RNA. Its product is annotated as ankyrin repeat domain-containing protein. The coding region runs from base 1 to 1944 and encodes 647 amino acids. The transcript has a single exon. Lineage: Eukaryota; Fungi; Ascomycota; Eurotiomycetes; Eurotiales; Aspergillaceae. Gene Ontology annotation, molecular function: protein binding. The record is from RefSeq and is a predicted model, not a curated record.